AUGUGCUCUUCUGCAUUAGUGGUGUUUGUCUUUGGCGCUCUCACGGAAUGGCUGCAUUUCUACAAGGGGCUGUACUGCAGCCUGUGGAUCGUGAACGGCCUGCUGCAGUCCACCGGCUGGCCCUGCGUGGCUGCUGUUAUGGGCAACUGGUUUGGGAAAGCUGGGCGAGGGGUUGUCUUUGGUCUCUGGAGUGCCUGUGCCUCAGUGGGCAAUAUUUUGGGUGCAUGUCUCGCUUCGUCUGUUCUGCAGUAUGGUUAUGAGUAUGCCUUCCUGGUGAAGGCGGCCGUGCAGUUUGCUGGUGGGAUCGUCAUCUUCUUUGGACUCCUGGUGUCAUCGGAAGAAAUCGGUAUCCCAGGUAUCGAGACAGAAGAAAAUUUAGAAGACUCGCACAGGCCGUUAAUUAAUGGUGCUGAAAACGAAGAUGAAGCUGAGCCUAAUUAUUCAAUCCAAGAAGGCAAUACUGUGACCCAAGUGAAGGCAAUAAGCUUCUUCCAGGCUUGUUGCCUUCCUGGAGUUAUAGCGUAUUCACUGGCCUACGCAUGCUUGAAGUUAGUGGAUUAUUCCUUCUUCUUCUGGUUGCCCUUUUAUCUGAGUAACAACUUUGGAUGGAAGGAGGCUGAAGCUGACCAGCUGUCCAUCUGGUACGACGUCGGAGGAAUUAUAGGUGGAACGCUGCAAGGCUUCAUCUCUGACAUGUUACAGAGGAGAGCGCCGGUGUUAGCUCUCAGUCUGCUUCUGGCCAUCGGGUCCCUGGUUGGAUACAGUAGAUUCUUUAUUGGUGGACCUUCUAAUAUGAUAAGCUCUGCUAUUUCUGCGGACCUGGGUCGUCAGGAGUUGAUCCAAGGGAGCAGUGAGGCUUUGGCAACCAUCACUGGGAUCGUUGAUGGAACCGGGAGCAUUGGAGCUGCAGUGGGCCAGUAUUUAGUGUCUUUGAUCCAGGACAACCUGGGAUGGAUGUGGGUUUUCUACUUUUUCAUUCUUAUGACAAGUUGCACAAUUCUGUUUAUUUCGCCAUUAAUAGUGAGGGAAACAUGCUCUUAUGCAAAGACGACAAACUCGCGUAUUGAAUGA
Messenger RNA from Rangifer tarandus platyrhynchus (Svalbard reindeer), 1071 nucleotides. The record is from the annotation of a GenBank genome assembly. NCBI's taxonomy places the organism in Eukaryota, Metazoa, Chordata, Mammalia, Artiodactyla, Cervidae.